UCGGUCAAACGAUGGAUGAGUUGGAUGUGAGGGAAGAGAAGAAGCAUUAUUUGGUGCAGAAGUACCACAACAUUGAGAUCUUAAGCAAUGAAGUGAUGGCAUUGAAUGCUUGCGCACAUGAGUUGACACUAAACGGUGGACAGACUGUCAGAUAUGACAAACUGUGUGUCUGUUUGGGCGCUAAACCCAAGAUGAUUGCUAUGGCAGACACAGUGAAGGACACGAAUCGCUUAUAUAGUGAUCAUAUUGUGGUCAUUAGAGACACACAAACUGUCAGUGAGUUUCAAAGUAGACUCAAAGACGCCAAACGAGUGGUGAUUGUGGGCAACGGAGGUAUCGCUACAGAACUGGUCCAUCAAAUAGUCAACUGUCACCUCAUUUGGUGCAUCAAAGAUGACUCGAUGGGUGCUCUUUAUUUCGACCCAAUGGCCGCUAAAUUUAUGUCCGAUCGGCUCAACCACUGCCCCAAAGACUGUUCCAAAGACUGUCCCAAAGAUAGUCCAAAUAUAUCCAAACGACUCAACUAUACCGUAGAGAUGGUUACUCGUGAGGGCCGUUCAGAGUUCGGGGCCGCUCUCGGCCCCGAUUGGACUCUGUAUAGACCGAUGAUAGGCAUCAGUCACUCGAAGAGUGUCACAAUUGAACCCAAAUGUGAGGCAAACAAUAUUUUUGAGAGCUUUGAGUCGAUCGACGAUUCGAAGAAGCAUUUGAUCUACAAAUCAAACGAAGUCGAUGAUUGCAGUGAUUGGCCCGUCUUUGUUGAGCUGACCACUGGUCGCAUAUAUGGAUGUGAUCUCAUUGUCAACGCCACUGGAGUCCAACCCAACACACAGUCUAUACUUAAAGGAAAUCACUUCGAGUUGGCAUCGGAUGGAGGUCUGAAAAUUUGUUGUCAUUUACUGUAUUAUGGAUGUGAUCUCAUUGUCAACGCCACUGGAGUCCAACCCAACACACAGUCUAUACUUAAAGGAAAUCACUUCGAGUUGGCAUCGGAUGGAGGUCUGAAAGUAAACAACCAAAUGCUGACUUCACACGAAGAUGUUUACGCGGCCGGGGAUGUAACCACAGUGGAUUGGCAUACCAGUGAACUCUGGUUUCAGAUGCGGUUGUGGACACAGGCACGACAAAUGGGAGUCUACGCCGCCUUAUGUAUGUCCGCACACCUCAACGGCACGAGCGCUGAGUUGUACUUCAACUUCGAUGUGUUCGCACACAUGACUCGCUUUUUCGGCUAUAAAGUGGUGCUCUUUUAUGGAUGUGAUCUCAUUGUCAACGCCACUGGAGUCCAACCCAACACACAGUCUAUACUUAAAGGAAAUCACUUCGAGUUGGCAUCGGAUGGAGGUCUGAAAGUAAACAACCAAAUGCUGACUUCACAUGAAGAUGUUUACGCGGCCGGGGAUGUAACCACAGUGGACUGGCAUACCAGUGAACUCUGGUUUCAGAUGCGGUUGUGGACACAGGCACGACAAAUGGGAGUCUACGCCGCCUUAUGUAUGUCCGCACACCUCAACGGCACGAGCGCUGAGUUGUACUUCAACUUCGAUGUGUUCGCACACAUGACUCGCUUUUUCGGCUAUAAAGUGGUGCUCUUAGGUCUAUAUAACGGCCAAAACUUGGAGCCGAGUGAGUGUCGGACACUCGUGAGGGUUGUGCCACAGCAACAGUUCGUCAAAGUGGUGCUCAGGGAUCAUAAAAUGGUCGGCGCUCUGCUCAUUGGCGACACCGACCUCGAGGAGACCUUUGAGCAUUUGAUCCUGGAUCAACUCGAUUUGAGCGCUUUUGGGGACCACUUGCUCGACAAUACAGUGGACAUCGAAGACUAUUUCGACUAAUAAUAAAGACAAUAUUUUUUGAUUAC
Molecule: messenger RNA, 1861 nt
Organism: Oppiella nova
Lineage: Eukaryota; Metazoa; Arthropoda; Arachnida; Sarcoptiformes; Oppiidae
Source: the annotation of a GenBank genome assembly